GUGACCACCCCAGCAUGCCAGCCUCACCGCCACCCCCAGACCCUGAGUUCGUGCUUCGAGGCACCCAGUCUGCUGUACACUCACUGCAUUUCUGCACCGGGGCCCAGGGGCAGGGGCAGCCCCUGCUCCUCUCAGGGGCCCAGAACGGGCUGGUGCACAUCUGGAGCCUGCAGACGCGGAGGGCGGUCGCCACCCUGGAUGGCCACGGGGGCCAGUGUGUGACCUGGCUGCAGAUGCUGCCGCCUGGCCACCAGCUUCUCAGUCAGGGCCGGGACCUGCGGCUGUGCGUGUGGGAGCUGGCGGAGGGCAGGAAUGCCGUGGUGGACUCUGUGCGCCUGGAGAGCGUGGGCUUCUGCAAGAGCGCCAUCCUGGCCGGCAGCCCACAGCGCUGGACCCUGGCCGUGCCAGGGCAAGGCAGCGAUGAGGUUCAGAUUCUGGAGAUGCCAUCCAAGACGUCGGUGUGCAUCCUGAAGCCGGAGGCAGAUGCCAAGCCAGGCAUGCCCAUGUGCCUGCAGCUGUGGCAGGCUGACUCCAGUCCCCGCCCGCUCCUCCUGGCCGGCUACGAGGACGGAUCCGUGGCCCUGUGGGACAUCCCCCAGCGGAAGGUGUGCAGCCGCCUCGCCUGCCAUCCCGAGCCCGUCAUGGGCCUCGACUUCGACUCCCAGCAGGCCAGGGGCGUGUCGGGCUCCGCGGAGAAGGCGCUGGCUGUCUGGAGCGUGGACGAGCGGCAGGCACUGCAGGUGUGCCGAACACAGCAGAUCACCAACCCUGGCAUCGCCGACGUCAAGAUCCGGCCGGACCGUAAGAUCCUGGCCACUGCGGGCUGGGACCAUCGCAUCCGCGUCUUUCGCUGGAGCACAAUGAAGCCCCUGGCUGUGCUGACCUUCCACAGUGCGACCGUCCACUGUGUGGCCUUCGCGGAUGAUGGCUUGCUGGCCGCGGGCUCUGGGGACCAGCGCAUCAGUGUCUGGUCACUCUACUCACGCACGUGAUUGGCCAGCCCCUGCGGACUCGAAGGACGGGUGCUGGGCAGACACCUGAGGACACCUGACAAACCCGAUUCACAUCACUGGACCGCUCACCCUCUGAGGGCUGUUUGCUUUUGUAGAAAUGACACAGCUGCAGGACAGUGACCGUUUAUUAAGGACAGCUGAGCCGACGCAUGGGCACCUGCAGUCCCGGUCAGGGGCCGAGCUGGGGUUUCUGGACAAUAAAUUUUUACUCGCA
This is a messenger RNA of Sorex fumeus (smoky shrew), 1227 nucleotides long. RefSeq names its product G protein subunit beta 1 like (gene GNB1L). The record is from RefSeq and is a predicted model, not a curated record. The transcript has 6 exons. The coding region runs from base 15 to 992 and encodes 325 amino acids. Gene Ontology annotation, molecular function: protein binding. NCBI's taxonomy places the organism in Eukaryota, Metazoa, Chordata, Mammalia, Eulipotyphla, Soricidae.